This is a messenger RNA of Artibeus jamaicensis (Jamaican fruit-eating bat), 2523 nucleotides long. RefSeq names its product protein phosphatase 1 regulatory subunit 3G (gene PPP1R3G). Gene Ontology annotation, cellular component: protein phosphatase type 1 complex. The transcript has a single exon. Gene Ontology annotation, molecular function: glycogen binding; protein phosphatase 1 binding. The coding region runs from base 128 to 1183 and encodes 351 amino acids. The record is from RefSeq and is a predicted model, not a curated record. NCBI's taxonomy places the organism in Eukaryota, Metazoa, Chordata, Mammalia, Chiroptera, Phyllostomidae. Gene Ontology annotation, biological process: regulation of glycogen biosynthetic process.
GGAACUGCGUUCUUAUAAGGAGCCCCGGGUGCGCGUUGUUCGCGGUCUGCUACUCAAGGUGUUAAGACUCGAUACGUCUUGAGACGGAGAUUCGCGGCCCAGAUAAGUCCGGAGGACAGGCGGCUUCAUGGAGCCCCAGGGGGCGCAUCUGCUAACUUUGGAGGCGCAGGGACCCGCGCCCUUGGAAGACCCCCCGCCAGCCCAGGACAUGCACUCCGCGGGGAUCCUCUCCAUGGAAGGUGGCAGGGACAGCGGUGACACAGAGGACUCCCGGAGCCGCGACGCCAAGCCCUGGUUCCCCGAGGAGGAGGCUGCCCUCCGGGAGCAGGAGGAUCUGCUGGAAUGCCGCCGCCGCGCGCGCUCCUUCUCGCUGCCCGCCGACCCGAUCUUGCAGGCAGCCAAGUUCCUGCAGCAGCGACAGCAGCUGGCCCUGGAGCUGGGCGCGGAGGGCGGCGAGAGGGCCGAGGACGCGCCGCACAGCACGGGUGGCUGCUGCGCCAAGUGCAAGAAGCGGGUGCAGUUCGCGGACGCGCUGGGGCUGAGCUUGGCCAGCAUUAAGCACUUCAACGAGGCGGAGGAGCCACAGGUGCCGCCAGCCGUGCUCUCCCGUCUCCGCAGCUUCCCCAUGAGCGCGGAUGACCUGCAGCAGUUCCCUAGCCUGCUGGCCGCCGCUGCCGCGCCCCUUUCCGCGCCGCCAACACGGCUCCGUCCGGUCUUUGAGCUUCCCGGCCCCGACGCCUUGGCCGAGCGCCUCCGGCGGCAGCGCGUGUGCCUGGAGCGCGUGCACUGCUCGCCUUGGGGCGCGGAGGUGACGGGCUCCGGCCGGGUGCUGGGCUGCCCCGGGCCAAGGACCGUGGCCGUUCGCUACACUUUCACUGAAUGGCGCUCUUUCCUGGACGUGCCCGCGGAACUGCAGCCUGAGCCAGCGGAGCUACAGCUGCAAGAGGCGCCAGCGGGAGAACCUGGGCCCGGCAGUGUGGAGAAGGAGCCGUGCGCAGAGCGCUUCCACUUCUCUCUGGGCCUGCCCCCGGGUCUGCAGCCCAAGGAGGGGGAGGAGAUGAACGCUCCGGAUGUAGCUGUCCACUUUGCAGUCUGCUACCGCUGCUCGCAAGGCGAGUACUGGGACAACAACGCGGGCGCCAACUACACGCUACGCUACGAGCGCCCGGCUGACGCUCUCUGAGCGGUCCGAGCGCGCUUCCAGGGACUGUGGGAAGGGAGCUGCGCCAAGUGACUUGCCUGGACGCCCUGCUGAGCGUCGUCCACCUUGAGUGAAGGGAUCAUGGAAGGAAGGGAGGGAGCUACUCAAUAGUAAAGUCGCACCCAGGCGGAUUCUGCGAGCAAGCCUGGUGAGCCCGGGCAAAGCACCCAACCUCUGGCCCUUGUUCUCGUUGUUCAGAAUUUCCUGGCCGGCCUCUUGACUUCUAAGGCAGAGACAGAAUGGAAAGAAAUCCACAAGACUCUCACCGGUAGAUUUCUCCAAGAAAAAGGCUCCUGACCCCUGAGCGAGGCUCUAAGACCUUGGGAAGUGUUUUUGACUGUAGACAUCGUGCUCAGCUUGCUCGAGACCACUCAGGUCUCAGCGGAAAAGACGAAGCAUCCUGCCACAUCCCUCCAAAGGAAGGUGCUGGACUGUGGGUGUUCGCGGGAGCCUUCCCUCGGGGCUCUUUCUCAGAGAAAAUCGGAUGGGGCCUUGGCCCGCUGUCCUUUGCUCUUAACAGGACUCUGGGAGGCGUUUGUCCGGCCUUGACAUUCUUUACUUGUGCCUUUGUACAAAUGUGCUUUUAAAAAGUAAAAGCCGCUUGCACACCCUUUAUGCUGCACUUUAUAAUUCAGCUCAUGGGGUUUUGGGAGGUCUUGGCGGGUAGGCGAGCUUCCUCAGCUGAUGACGUGUGCAGUUUAACAGUAGUUAAGCAGUGGUAAUUCUGAAUUUCCUUACUUCGAUCCCUCCUGUCAGUCGUAAAGGCCCAAAUUUCUCAGACUGAGCAAAAAAUAUUCUUUAAUAUGUUUCGUGGCAGGGUCUGUCCCCCUCCAGAAUAAGUGAAUUGAAACGUCAGAGUAGUAAUCCGGUGGGCCUUGGCUACGGGAGCUCGUCCCCAACCCCCUUCGUGCAGGCAGAGCACAGAGCUUGGGUUCUUCCAGGCCAUUAGCAGUCAGCGAAGCUGGACCCAAGCUCAGCGGAUGGAGGAUGAAAAGUUGGCCUUCUGUCCCACUCGGAGCCACAGCGGGUAGCAGUGAUGUGAUGGAUGAUGAAACGUACCCAGCGAGUAAAUGCGCUUAUCCAGCUGGGUGCCCCGCGCACACACGGCAGGACUGGACUCGGAUGUGGUCACCCUUCAUUCACUGCUGAUGGCUGUGGAUGUCCAGAUGGGGCGGCCGUGAAUGAGCAGGACGAGUGGGCAUCCUGGGUGAGGGCUCCGUUUCUUUACCCCUCGGUCAUCCCUUGGUAAUUCAUUGGUCUUUCUUUAGUUUUUACAUUUUCUUGCAAUGACUGGUACCACACACUUGUUUUGUAAUGGUGAU